GCGUGUUAGUCACAAUGCAAUGAGUCUGUGUCUCUGUCUCUGGGCCAGUGCUUCCACCGAGGACUCUGGGAAAUGAAUCUUACACUAUUCCUGCUUUUGGCAUUGACUGCUAGCUGGACUGGACUUGUUCAAUGUGAAGACAAAGAAGAGCCCGAGGGAGAGUUUGUCUCUGAAGACUUGUUAGGUCCCAAAGCAGAGGGUGAAGAAGAAAACUCAGAUAAUCAUGGGGACAGCUCUGGAGAUGGCAGGAGCCUUGUUGCAGAUUCCUUGGAAUCAGUUUCUACAGCAAGCAGUGACUCAGUUAAUAAUCAGGAAACAGAGCCGACUACAGAGACAAAUACAGAGACAAAUACAGACGCAGACGCAGAGGAUCUCAACCCAGUAAUCAUGAUCAUCAUUCCCCUAGUUCUCACACUCGUCAUCAUCGCUGUAAUCGUGUGUGUAGUCAUGAUCUACCGCAGGAGGAGAAUAAAAGCUGCUGACACAAAAGAAGAUCCUUAUCUGGAUCAUGAAGACCAUGAAAAAGUGCCAAUGCCCAUGUUUGAUGAUGAUAUCCCAUCAGUAAUGGAGCUGGAAAUGGAAGAUCUAGAUAAUUGGAUGGCAAAAGAUGGAGGCAAGAAAGUGGACACUGGCCAAAUAUAAUGAAAAGCUUUUCAGUAGCUGCGGCUGUGGAGCUGAUCCAGUGCUGCACAAUGCACUAUUUUUAGGUACAUGUAAUUCGGAAAACUUUGCCAGUGCUUUUAGAUUGUUUCAUAAUGCCAUAACUUUAUAUUAAAAAGAUAUUUGUAAAAAAUAUUAAACACUGCUGUGUAAAGAGCUUUGCCGUUUGGAUGAAAAAAAAAAGGCAGAUAAGCAGAUGAAUUUCUUUCUGUCUGUUGCACUGAUCUAAGCCUAUGCUCUUCUGUGUGCUUUUGAUAUUAAACAUAUUUUCAACACUUUUUGACGGAGUACAGCUAAAUUAUAAACAAUGUUGUUUCUUUAUAAUGUAAUAAUUGUUCUUGUUCUUAUCUAAAUGCAAGGGCUGCCACAGAAAUAUUAAGAUGCAUUUCAUCAUUCCAUUUAAAUUAUAAAGACAUUAACCUUUGUAAAUAUUAUUACAUUAGCUGUAGUUUUCUUUUAUUUGCAGUAUUGCAAGUUUGUGUUUACAAUUUAUAAUGAAAUUUAAAUCACUUCAUAAUUCUUAAGAAAACACCAAUGCAUUUCUUGCUACGUACUGUAUGUCUCUUUACAUUAAAAGAGGAACUGUUAUCAUUGU
Messenger RNA from Sinocyclocheilus anshuiensis, 1255 nucleotides. Its product is annotated as transmembrane protein 154-like. Lineage: Eukaryota; Metazoa; Chordata; Actinopteri; Cypriniformes; Cyprinidae. The transcript has 9 exons. The record is from RefSeq and is a predicted model, not a curated record. Bases 73 to 642 code for a protein of 189 amino acids.